Xiphophorus couchianus (Monterrey platyfish) is the source of this 1479-nucleotide messenger RNA. It is a transcript of the gene ppp1r14d, whose product is annotated as protein phosphatase 1 regulatory inhibitor subunit 14D. The record is from RefSeq and is a predicted model, not a curated record. Gene Ontology annotation, biological process: innate immune response; regulation of phosphorylation. Bases 651 to 1013 code for a protein of 120 amino acids. Lineage: Eukaryota; Metazoa; Chordata; Actinopteri; Cyprinodontiformes; Poeciliidae. Gene Ontology annotation, molecular function: protein serine/threonine phosphatase inhibitor activity. The transcript is spliced from 4 exons. Gene Ontology annotation, cellular component: cytoplasm.
ACUAUGCGGAUGAACCUCCUACUUUUCAAUCUCAAGGCAAUAAUUACUUUAGAUACUUCAGUAAGGGAUGUACUGGAAUGUGAUAUUUGUUUUAUGUGCAAUUACCUGUGAAAUUGAGAAAAAACUAAUUAUUAUUGUACUUUUUGUUUCAUAUGAAUUCACAUAUAUUCAGCCAAACUGAUCAUUCCUAGACGAUUGCCCUUUCAACCUUUCUUCCUUUUUUUUAUUGCUGCAAUUGACCUAUGCUCUUCUACCUGCCAUAAGAAAAAAAAAGAAGAGAACAACAAGCAAUUACACACUCUGCAAAGUGCCCCCCCUCCCCCCACACACACACACACAUAUGGAGAGUCAUAUCUCAUUACCAUUCUCCUGAUAGUGCAGCCAGUGGGUGUUGCAAUAGGAGGAGGUGGAGGGAAAGAGAGCAAGAGAACAAGCUUCAGAGAGAAUGAGCGAGAGGGAGGACGAGGACAGGCAGGAAACCAGAACCGGCAUUAAAGAGAUAGAAGAAAAGAGGAGCAGCGUGUGGGAAGAGCAGCCCAUCAGAAAAAGAGCUUUCAACAUAUAGAGGAGGGGAGCCAGUUUGUGUAGAGUGCGUCACAGCCUGUGGCUCUGUCUGUGUGAUCCACGGUUCUCUGGAGGCCGUGGCAGCCAUGGCGACAGAGCCAGGCACCCAGUCCAGGGUGAUGUUUCAGGCGCCGGACAAGACAGAAGACUCGGCACACCGUAAGCUGGGUAAGCUGACAGUGAAGUACAACCGCAAGGACCUGCAGAGGAGGCUGGAUAUUGAGGAGUGGAUCGACGGGCAGCUGCACCUGCUGUUUGACUGUGAGGAGGAAGAGAUUCCAGAGUUAGAAAUCGACAUAGAUGAACUCCUAGAACUGCCCGAUGAAGGACAAAGAACUCGACUUGAGGAAUUAUUGCAGGAAUGUGGAAAGCCAAAAGAGGAGUUUAUCAACGGGCUGCUCUACAGGAUAAAAGGUCUACGUAAAAUGUCAGGCCCCUUGAAGAAGUAAUUGGAGGUCAAAUUAAGAACCAAGACGACGUGGAGCCUCUUCUUCCCCACAGGUUAAGAGUUUGUAUGCCUGGAAGUGCAAAUAUCAGAUCGGGGACAUUUCCUGACUUCUUCCCCCCUUCUUGAGUCAGAAUGAAUUUUUUCUGCUCAAUUUAUGGACUCUAAAAUUUAAGUUCCCUUCAAAAUAUCAAUAAUGUAAAAGUGAUAAACAUGACGCAACUAUUACCCAGAUGGACUCUUUUUUUGUGUAAGAGUAAAAGAGUGUACAUUUUCAGUUUCUUAUUUAUGUACAUAAGCAUUUUGUUUAGGUAACAGUGUUGUUGGAAUAAAGUGGAAGCUUUUCAAAACAAGGCUGUUUGUGCAAAUAAUCAGAUUUAGAACAAAGUGAUGAACCAGUUUGUUUUAUUCGACAUUAAUUAUGCAUCUGCAGGUUAGGUUUGAAUAAAUUAGAGUACUGUUGAAAAGUU